AUGGGUUCAGUUUCUCAUCCACCACAUUUUGAUGGUGACAACUAUGUUGCGUGGAAGGCGAAAAUGAAAUCGUUUUUGUGGGCACAAGAUGACAAGGUGUGGCUUGCUGUUGAAGAAGGUUGGGAACCUCCGACGAUUGAAGAAACCAAAGGUAAAGGAGAGUCAUAUGUGUCUAUAUCUAAGCUUAAGCCUAGGAAAGAAUGGAGCAAUGAUGAGCGUAGCUCUAGCACUUUUAACCAAAGGGCUUUGAAUGCUUUAUUCACAGCCGUUUCGCCUGAACAAUUCAAUUACAUAAGUAAGUGUACAACGGCGAAAGAAGCUUGGGACAUUCUUGAAGUUACUCAUGAGGGUAACUCAACUCGUAUUGUCAAUGGCUGUCACAAUCUUGGUGAUAGUAUUCCUGAGCAUAGGAUUGUGAAAAAGAUCUUAAGAUCACUUCCUAUGAGGUUUCAUGCUAAGAGGACGGCGAUUGAGGAAUCGAAAGAUCUAAACACCUACAAGCUUGAGCAAUUGAUUGGGUCUCUGCAACCGUAUGAGUUAGAGCUUCCUGAUUCCAAGAAGAUGAAAAGCAUUGCUCUCAAAGCUGUCAAAGAAGAAGAAAGUGAUGGCUUAAUUGAAGACUUGUCCGAAGAUGAAUUGGUUGAAUUAACCAUGCAAAUUAGAAGGUUUCUCAAGUCUCAAAAUUCCAAGGGUCGUGAGCAACGAACCAACUCAGGUUCGAACUCAAAAAACUUUCGUUCUCUAGAUGUCUUACAUGACAAAGCCUCUAGAUCAUCUAGAACUAGUGAACAUAGGAGUUCUAACAAUAGGGUUCAGUGUCAUGAGUGUCAAGGCUAUGGACACAUUGCUUCUGAGUGUGCAAACACUAUUAAGAGAAAAGAGAAGAAGAAUAGGGCAAUGAAGGUCACUUGGAGCGAUAGUGAUUCAGGGGAUGCAUCUACGUCAGAAUCUGAGAAGGAUACGAUUGCGUUUAUAGGAACUGUUGAUGGAUAUGACACAGAAGGUUCAUUUGUUGAAGAACCUGACUUGGAAAAAGUCUUGAGAAAAUAUUCUGAUCUCUAUGACAUCAGUGUGCAAUUGGACAAUGGAGAGAAACUGCGAGAGUCGCUGUUAGAGAAGAUUCACAUUCUACAAACCACAAUUAACACUCUCUCGUCUGAUAAGAAAGCUCUUGAGGACGAAGUGGUUGAGAUGAGAAGAAAAGUUCAGGAGUUGAGCAUAGGUUCGGGGAAAAUUGACAAGAUGCUUAGCUAUGGAAAAAGUUUUGGAGACAAAGGAGGUCUAGGAUUCGAGUCUACAAAGACUACAAGUUCCUCUUCUGUCACCAGAUUUGUCAAAGCCUCUAAUAUUCCUAGUUUGAAAAUAAAUGCUUUUAUUUUCAGCAACGUAUAUCUUUUGUACGUCACAGGUUUUCUUGUUUGA
Malus domestica (apple) is the source of this 1422-nucleotide messenger RNA. The record is from RefSeq and is a predicted model, not a curated record. NCBI's taxonomy places the organism in Eukaryota, Viridiplantae, Streptophyta, Magnoliopsida, Rosales, Rosaceae.